Zophobas morio is the source of this 1179-nucleotide messenger RNA. Its product is annotated as aurora kinase B-like. Gene Ontology annotation, biological process: protein phosphorylation; mitotic spindle organization; regulation of cytokinesis. Gene Ontology annotation, molecular function: ATP binding; protein kinase activity. Lineage: Eukaryota; Metazoa; Arthropoda; Insecta; Coleoptera; Tenebrionidae. The coding region runs from base 71 to 940 and encodes 289 amino acids. Gene Ontology annotation, cellular component: kinetochore; chromosome passenger complex; spindle midzone. The transcript has 5 exons. The record is from RefSeq and is a predicted model, not a curated record.
UUGUCGGCUACGGCGAAAACGCGAACUUUUUUUUUAAAUUUUGAUAAAGUUUUUUUGUUUUACGAAAAGAAUGUUUAGUAAAAAAGAGGUAUACGUUAUGGCUGAAGAAUAUUUGAAAAAUGUUCAAAUUCCUCCUGAAAUCGAAGAACCAACUAUUAACUUGGUAAAGAAAAUGAUGUCUCAUGAGUGUUACGGAAAUCCGGACUAUAAAUGGUCCUUAAAUGAUUUUGAAUUGGGCGCACGUUUAGGUCGCGGCAAGUUUGGUCGUGUUUAUGUGGCCAGAGAGAGAAAAACUGGUUUCGUGGUGGCAUUAAAGACACUCCUGAAAAGAGAACUCGUGAAAGGGAAUGUAGAAAAACAGAUUUUACGUGAAAUUGAAAUACAGAGUCAUUUAAAGCAUCCAAAUAUUUUACAGCUUUUGUGCUGGUUUCAUGACAGUUACAGAAUUUAUUUAGCUGUAGAAUUUGCAGGAAAAGGAGAGCUUUACAAGCACCUAAAAUCAAGUCCUGGAGGGCAUUUUAAUGAACAACAGGCUGCUAAGUACACAUACCAAGUAGCUGACGCUGUCAAUUAUUGUCAUACUAAUCAAGUAAUUCACCGAGAUAUAAAACCAGAAAAUCUAUUAUUAACUUAUGAGGAUAACAUUAAGCUGGCUGAUUUUGGGUGGUCUGUUCAUUCACCCUCAUUAAAACGGAAUACAAUGUGUGGCACUUUGGACUACUUACCACCAGAAAUGGUUGAGAACAAAGUAUAUGACAAAUAUGUGGAUCAUUGGUGUUUAGGGGUGCUUUGUUAUGAAUUCCUAGUGGGCAAUCCUCCUUUUGAAAGCAAAACUAAUGAUGAAACUUACCAAAAAAUUAAAAUGGUGCACGUGCUAUAUCCAGAAAUUGUUCCUAAAGGAGCUCAAAAUUUAAUUUCAAAGGUACACUAUUCCGUGUAAAGACGGCUAUUUAACAAGGCCAUGCUCACAUAAAUAUAAUUACUAUCCAACAGCUCAUAAUUCAUACAUAUAAAAUGACAGUACAGACCUUUAUUAGAAGAAUUUUACCCAACUUACAUAUGUAACAAACAAUUUUAGAAAAAUUUUAACCGGACUUCAAAUUGAUAGAACGAACAUUUUGCAUUAAUGAAAUUGCGUAAUCAAACUCGAGUACGGGCAAAAUGACUACCCACCUACAU